GACGUGUGCACGCUCGGGAGUAGAAUGGCAUCAUCAUGGGCAAAGAGAAACCAGGAGCCCAGCAAGAUGUUGGCGUUGGCGAUGCUGCUCCUCGCCUCACUCCUAAACGGAGGAGUCAUGGCACAGGAUGAGGAAAUCGUCGCGGCAAUAGCCCCAUCUCUGGAGGCACCGGUACGAGGAGAUAUGAUUCCAGAGGCAACUACAGAGCCAGAAGAUCCACAGGUCAUGGUUUUCCCUACACCGGGACCUAUACAGCCGACUGAAAAGACCACAGCCGCUACAGACGAGGCAGGAGACACUGUGAACAGCAGCCCAGCGGCUUCAGAGGAGGCGGCUGGUGAGGGAACUCAGACCACUGCUGAGGCACAGACCGACAAACCUAAGGCCGAGGUCGCAGAUACCCAAGCUCCUAUGCCAUCUAGAGGUGAUGGCCCCGGAAACGUUCCAGGGCAGGCGCCAAAUGAUGAUGUUGUGUGUGUCACCAAAGAGGCCGUGCAGAACAAAAACGCUGUCAGUCUGAAACUCAAGGCCUCCUCCAACUGUAAAGACACCAAACAGAAGAUUGAAAGUGUUGUGCAGGAGCUGUGUGGUGAGGACUGUAAACUGGAGCUCUACCAGGAGGACAAUUCCGAUGAAAUCCUUGUGUCUGGAAAAUAUGUGGAAGACGACAUCGCAGGCAUGGCCAACAAGUUCAACAAUGACAACAUCAAAGACAAGGUCGACGUGGAGGAAGCUCUUCCUCGCUGGGGGAAGAACUCUAAGCUGGUCCUGGUUUCCCUGCUGCUGACUGGCCUGCUGCUUGCUGCUGUGCUGAUGGCUGGUUAUUACUUCAAGACCCACCGCAAGAGCUCCAAAGGAGUCCGCCUGGCCGAGUCUUUCCAGGUGGAUGAGGAGAACCAGGCCAACACCCUGGUGUCCGUGGCCCCUCUGCCCCAGGAGCCCCUCGACAAGCCCACUCCCAACGGAGAGGCUGCACCUGAGAACGGGACCAGUCAGACCCCCACCACUAACGGACACUCCCAGACCCCGGUGGCCGACACGGAGAUGUGAAUCACGACACCCACAAGCCCCCCCUCAUCGUCCUGUCCUACCAGUCACACACUGGGACACACCACCCACAAGCUCCUGUGCUGCCUCAGAGACUGUCCACACA
Limanda limanda (common dab) is the source of this 1153-nucleotide messenger RNA. RefSeq names its product hematopoietic progenitor cell antigen CD34. Gene Ontology annotation, cellular component: membrane. Gene Ontology annotation, biological process: cell adhesion. The coding region runs from base 25 to 1050 and encodes 341 amino acids. The transcript has 8 exons. NCBI's taxonomy places the organism in Eukaryota, Metazoa, Chordata, Actinopteri, Pleuronectiformes, Pleuronectidae. The record is from RefSeq and is a predicted model, not a curated record.